AUGAAGCCAGCACUGUUGUCUCUUUUUGUUUCACUUCUAUGGAUAUCACAAUCGCUGGCAUUUUCAGUUUCUCACCCAUCAGCGACGAUCCGAUCGAAGGCAUAUGCUGUUCCAGGAUCAUCCAAUAAUGAAGUUUUAGCAGACGACAACGAACAAUCCAAAGACCAAAACAGACGCACGCUCUUCUCUUUGGCAACUGCAACAACGCUGCUGAGCAACACGGGACUUUUGCUGUCGAACCCUCAACCAUCACUGGCAGUAUCCGAAGUCUUGAACACCAUGUUGACGAGACUCAGAAAUGUCCCGGUGUUUUGCAUUGUCAAUACGGAAGGAAUUCCCUACAUGAUUAUCAAAAAAGAGGAGAGAAUGGCAAAGGGAUUUGCCUUCACGUCCAUGGAAGGGGCCGUCAUUGUUUUGAGUGACGCGCAAAAGGCUGCCAAGGAAGGAGGUUAUGCUGACAUUUGGGCAGAUGCUACCAUUGUUACUGUGCCCGCUGAUAUUGCCAUCCGAUUGGGCUUGCAAAAGCGAGAACGAAUUCCUAGUCGAGGAAACACAAAUUUGGACUCGGUCGUGGAAAUCAUUCCUACCAACGAGAAUCGAGACGAUGGAUUGCGCAUUGAUAAGCGAGCGUUUAAAGAUCAAGGGAAAGUGCCCUUGUUCUAUGUAGAAGCCUUGAAGGCCAGUGAUGGAACCAUGCCCAUGUUUGUGCAGAAAUCGCGCCUUGUCGACACUUGGUUGGCACAGCAUCCAGGAGAAGCACUGCCACCCAUUCAAGCAAUUGAUAUCACAUAUAUCUUUGAAGCUGCAUUGAGGGGGUAUGAGCAAAAGAUUCCCAACGGGGGCAACGUUUCCUUUGUCGCUGAUCCAGAACAAGUUAAGAUUGCAAAUGAUCUCAGGAGCAAGGGAUUGAUCAUGUACAAGUUUGACAGGAUGAUUGUGUAA
Seminavis robusta is the source of this 942-nucleotide messenger RNA. The record is from the annotation of a GenBank genome assembly. NCBI's taxonomy places the organism in Eukaryota, Bacillariophyta, Bacillariophyceae, Naviculales, Naviculaceae.